Molecule: messenger RNA, 1025 nt
Organism: Bubalus bubalis (water buffalo)
Lineage: Eukaryota; Metazoa; Chordata; Mammalia; Artiodactyla; Bovidae
Product: putative zinc finger protein 487
Exons: 4
Coding region: 607-972 (121 amino acids)
Biological process (GO): regulation of DNA-templated transcription
Source: RefSeq, a predicted model, not a curated record
UGGGACUUAAAUGUGGGGACCUUGAGAGCAAAGUUGAGGUUAUUCUAUGAAGUUUUUUUGUUUGUUGUGUUUUGUGUGUGUGGUUUCUUUGGUCUCACCACACAGCUUGCUGGAUCUUAGUUCCCUGACCAGGGAUUGAGCCAGGGCCCAUGGCAGUGAAAGUACCGAGUCCUAACCAGGGACCACCAGGGAAUUGCCUAGUCUAUCAAUUUUAAGAUAGUUUUCUCAACUGGGUCAUUUAUUUUAUUUCAAAUAUUUAUAUUACAGAAGUAACAAUCAUUACGGUAAAUGCAGAUGUAAAGAAAAAUUUUAAUUACCUGUAAGUUUAGGAUGUAAAGAUAACAGUUGUUAAUGUUUUCGUGCCUUUUUGUCUGGUUACUCUUUGUUUAUGUGUGUGUUUAGUGGAGGCUGUUUUCUUUGGGACUGAGGUUACACUGCCUUGCUACUCAAAUUGUGAUCCACAGGCCAGCAGCAUUGGCAUCACUUGGGUAGGAAGGCCCAGCCUUGAGCCCCAUUCAAGACCUUCUGAUUUAGAAUUUCUGCAUAGGGGGCCCAGAAGUCUGCAUUCCAACAAGAUCCUGUAGUAACUCCCCUGCAUGUGAAAAUAUGAGAAGCUCAGGAAAGGAUCUUGUCUGGAAACUGAGGCCGAGGAAAUUGCUGGAUGUCGCAGAUAAAGCUGAGCUGGAUAAAGUGGAGCUUUACUUAGUUGGAGGAUUUUAUUACCCCACUAAUGAUUGUCACUUGUCAGGGAUCCUUGCAAAAAAUCCUGACUUGAGCAAAAGGACUCUGCACUUCCCUGGAAGGAGAGAGAAGAUGAACAUGUUCAUGGAGGCAGUGACCUUCAAGGACGUGGCUGUGGCCUUCACAGAGGACGAGCUGGGGUUACUGGACUCAGCCCAGAGAAAGCUGUACCAGGAUGUGAUGGUGGAGAACUUCCGGAACCUGGUCUCAGUAGAGAUACAAAACAUAUAGAAAGAGAAGAGAGGCUUUGGAUGAUGAAUUCAGCGACCCAGAUAGAAAUUUAG